Cordyceps militaris CM01 is the source of this 996-nucleotide messenger RNA. RefSeq lists its product as uncharacterized. NCBI's taxonomy places the organism in Eukaryota, Fungi, Ascomycota, Sordariomycetes, Hypocreales, Cordycipitaceae. The coding region runs from base 1 to 996 and encodes 331 amino acids. The record is from RefSeq and is a predicted model, not a curated record. The transcript is spliced from 5 exons.
AUGUUGGAGGCCAUCACUGGCGGUGGUCGUCUCAAAGGGAAGGCGCGCAAGCAAGCAAAACUGGCCCCUAGCGAGCCCGCCACUGCCCUCCCUACCAAAUAUGUCAUUCGCAUUCGCGGCUUCACCGUACUCGCCCGAUACAUUCUCGAAAAGACCAUCGCCGUGCCUCUGUUGUUUCAAUCGACACUGAACCGUGCCAUUUCAGCACGUGCCGGUUUCGGAGCCAAGCUCACGGAGCAUGGCUCUGGUCCUGACCUAGCCGCCGAUGCAAAGCACGAGAAUUUUGUAUGUGCUGAAACAUAUGAUACCCUGCCGAACCGAUUCGCCGGUCUCGACAUUUACCAGCCGUCUGCUGCGUUUUUAGCUGCUCCAGAUAUCCAGAGGCCAACAAAACCCGAUGCCGACCCGGUCGACUAUGUUGCGGAAAUAUCCACGUCCCUUGAAGAUACCAUCACGACACUAUGGAUGCUAAUGGACGACAUGAACACGGCUAGAGCUUUCCUCCAGUCGAUCUGGAAAAACGCCAGCAACAGUACUGUCUUGCUUACCGCUGACGAGGUUCAGCGCAUCAUUGAGCUGUGUGCAUAUGAAACCUCGACGGACGAGGAAACGGGCCAAACCCUGCUCUGCCAGAUUGAAGAUGAGAAGAAGGUAAGGGAGAAGAAGAAGCUGCGACACGAGUUCGAAAGUGGUUCAAAGCUCUCCAAGUCGGGCCGCGGCGAACCCCGCGUCUCUUUUAGUGUGAUGAUGGACCUUCUGGUCAACGCGCUGCAGGCCGAAACGGUCGAGUUCCCGUUCCCGUACGUGAUGAUGCACCGCCGGUGCUGGCAGCUGUUCCGCCAUGCAUGCGAGACCGAAGACCACGUUGCCAACCUGGGGCCGCUGAAAGCGGCGGCGCAAGCCGUGAACGAGAUACAGGAUAGCGGGUUCGACCGAGCCAUCGUUGAAGAUGUCUUGAAAGGUGUCAUGAGUAUUGGGGUUGGGACUAUCGACUAA